Brettanomyces bruxellensis is the source of this 957-nucleotide messenger RNA. RefSeq lists its product as uncharacterized. Gene Ontology annotation, cellular component: ribosome. The record is from RefSeq and is a predicted model, not a curated record. Gene Ontology annotation, biological process: translation. NCBI's taxonomy places the organism in Eukaryota, Fungi, Ascomycota, Pichiomycetes, Pichiales, Pichiaceae. The coding region runs from base 1 to 957 and encodes 318 amino acids. Gene Ontology annotation, molecular function: structural constituent of ribosome. The transcript has a single exon.
AUGUUCAAUGCAGUGACAAAACUAAGCGUGGCGCGAGGCUUUGGUGCUAGGCUGAUUCAUACAAGCUUAAAAGCACAAGCAACUGUCGCAGGUAGAACGUUGUCCAAAUCACAAAAAAAGCUCUUAUCGAUUGAAAAGAAGAAACAUAAUAAAGCAUCACAAGCGGCAAAAGAGGCACAAAUGGAGAAGGUUGAUCCAGUUUUAGGAAGACCAAACAACCCAUUUAUCCAUCGUUUACGGAUGGAAGUGGAGGAGCCUAGCGUUUUAUCAAAUGGAUAUGACUUCUAUGAAGUAGAGAAGCUCUUAUACGGAGCAAAGGACGCCAGACUGCUUAAAACGGAGACGAAAUUUGGUAAAGAUAAUGAGAUGAUGAAGAAGGUUGAAUCCGAAGAGGUGGAAAAAAGAGAAAUCGUGAUGAGAAUCUUAAGCAUGAAAAAUGCGCCGAACUCGGAAAAGGAGAAGAAAAUGACAGAGAUGGCAGUUAAAGAGUUUCAGCGGUUUGACGGAGAUACGGGAUCUUCCGAGGUUCAAGCUGCUGUGAUGACAAUUCAAAUAUACAACAUGAUGAAUCAUGUCAAGCAGCACCCUCAGGAUGUCUUUAUAGUGAGGCGAGUGCGGAUGCUUACACAGAAAAGGCAGAAGAUACUCCGUUAUUUAAAGAGAGAUGAUCCAAAGAGAUACUUUUGGUGUAUCGAAAAACUUGGCUUGACAGAUCACAACGUGUUUAUGGAGUUCAACUUCGACAAGAAGUACUCCGAGGAGUUUGAUGUCUGGCCAGGAAGAAGACUUGUCAAGAUUACUAAGCAGGCUAACGAGGAGAGAAGAAAGCAACGGAGAGCAGCAAAGAUUGCCCUAAGGAGAGCAGUUAGUGAAGGAAAACUGAAAGACAAUAAAAUUGUCGAAGAUGAAGGAGGGAGUACAGAUGUUGAACAGCAGACUCCAGACUCUAAGCAGUGA